Verruconis gallopava is the source of this 3551-nucleotide messenger RNA. RefSeq lists its product as uncharacterized. The transcript is spliced from 3 exons. The record is from RefSeq and is a predicted model, not a curated record. Lineage: Eukaryota; Fungi; Ascomycota; Dothideomycetes; Venturiales; Sympoventuriaceae. The coding region runs from base 366 to 2837 and encodes 823 amino acids.
CUUUUCUCCUCACGAAGCUCAACCUCUUUCUUAGAAAUUUGCAUCCACAUAGACGCUCCAACUGUCUAUGAUGCGCCGCAAGUGACCCAGCGGCAUACUAUUAUCAAUAUAAAAACGCGUACAACCUUUUCAUAUCGCGUAGCAACCGUCGUUUCCCAGUCCUGUACGCGACUCCUCACCUUUCGACCCUGACCAUCCACGAGUGCAACAAAUGUGCUUUGAUGCCAACUAAGCAACAAAGUCUUCCUACCCUACUGACACGUAGCUGUGAUAUCCUGUUCAUCUGCUUUUACGAGGACACAGAGUUGCGUCUAUAGAAACGGUUCUGCCGUUCAUAGGACCUCGGUUACGUCUCAUCUCUGGAGAUGGCCACCAUGGCGACUUCUGGCAUGCCUUCAGCGCUGGGUGUACCUACGGCCGAUGAUACCAUGGAGAUAUCCUCCGAUGCUGGCAGAGGCGACCAAGAUAUAGAUCUCGAUUUCAUGGGCGACGAUGAUGCCAACAACGGCGUAGAUUGGAUGCUUCAAGAUGCCGCCACAGAUCGAGGCAAUCAGCAGGCAUCUGGCCAGCACGCAUCUGCCGACGAUCUAAUGUACGAUGAUGGUGACGAAAUCUCCUACGCAGAGGAGGAUACCAUGGAAGAUGACACUCCAGCUCAUACUGAGACUCAUAACAAUCCUCAAGACGUGGACAUAGACCUUGAUUCUCGCCCUGCCACUGCUGAGACCUUAUAUGACGCGACAGAAGAUGUAGAUCUUGAGGUGGAUAAUACAUACCAAGAACAGGAAGAAGAGACAUUGAUUGAUUAUGAAACCCUGGAAGACCAAGGGGAUCAACUGGUCGAACCUACGCAAGAGCUUAACGCUGUAUCUACGACUUCUGCUAUUGAAGAGCCACUGGCAAACGAGAAACCUGAGCUAGCUCCACAUGUCGAGGCGAUAUCCAAGCAGCCAACCAAACCGCCGCAAGUCGGAAAUGAGCCCAGCUUGGUGUCUGAUGGGAUAGCUCCGAAAGAUUUUGCGAAGUCAACAGAUGCGUCCAGCCAAGCAAUGGGGCAAGACGACUUGAUCCCCCCAGUAGAAGAGGAAGUCCAACACCUAGAAUCCUCGAAGCCGUUCCUGUCUUCACAGGCCCACUCCAAUCAGCAUGAAGCUGUUGCUACAUCCAAGGAUGAUCUCGCCACAGAUGGAGCGGACAAGCUGACACGAGCACACUCUGGUCCAGAUUCUGAGUUGGCAUCUGCCCCAGAAGCGGCUACAACGACCCAAAUAAACAACCUGACUCCUCUCCACCCCGUGACCAUUUACUACGCUUCAAGUGUAGAGUAUUCUCUUUUCCCUACCUCUGAACAUGAUGACCCCAAUACCUUCUUGCUUCAAAAUUCGUCUGUUGCUUCGAGCACAUUAAUCGAUUUCUUCCGUGCUUGUCGCAGUGUGCUGGAUCAGGAUCUUAAUGAUGAUCUAGAGCUGGAGCUCUACAUCGACAGCUUAAAUCUAACUAUUCCUGAAGAUUCAACUCAUUGCCGUGAAACUAGCCUUGCCCAGAUUAUAGAAGUUUACGUUGAGCUUAUGCGUAAUGCUGGAUUUGAAGAUCCCCCUCCCCUUUACGUCGAAAUGAAUGUCAAGGACCGAUUAUCAGCGCAACUAAGUAGCUUGUUCAAGGCAGCUAGCGAGAAAAAAGGCCUGUAUGAUCUGCCUUUUUAUCAGGACGAGACACUCAAGCAGUCCCCGCGCAGCAGUGGUGAGGAAGGAGAAGGAGGGGAAGAUGGGGAAGAAGAAGAAGAAGAAGUAGAAGAAGGAGAAGAAGAAGGAGAAGGAGAAGGAGAAGAAGAAGAGGAGCUGGAGGAUGGUGUGGUUGAGGGAGGUGAUGACUAUGCUGAAGAAGCUGGAUUAGAAGAUGCAAACAAAGAGGAGAAGAGUGGCGAUUAUGAACGAGAGGAUCAAGAACGGGUCGAGGACGAUGACGCCGAGGCGCAAACUGCAAAUUUGAAGACGGAGGCUUCUGCACAUGACCCCCAGAAUUUCGAACGUCGAAGCAAAGACCGCAGGAGUGCAAGUGAUGCGGAGAAUGGUAGCAAAAAUGAGGGCGAAGAUUGGAACGAAGAUCGUCAAGAGCAUCAGAAUGAACCGUCUCAGCUCGUUGCAGCGCCAGACGAAGGCGAUGAGAGCUCUUCCGGAUCGUCAACUUUACAAGAAGCCCAGCUGACAGCUCCAAGUGAGUGUUCAAUUUCUAAAGAUGGAGGAAUGUGGCUGAUCGGUUAUCCCGAUGAAGAGGACUAUGAUGAUGAGACGUCCGAGGCAGUCCAGAUUGAUGACGUCCCUGCUAAUAAUCAAGCCACUUCCGACGAAGGUCAAUAUGGCGCUCAAUACUAUGAUUCUGCAAACUCCGGACCCAAUGCGCAGGAGUCUUUUGGCACCAGCCACGAACAACACACAGAUUCAUUCGACAAUCAUACAUUAGAUACUGACACCUUUGACCAAGAGUAUGACGACUAUAACGAGUACGGCGCGGAAGGAGAGUAUAUCGAAGGAGCGCCAUCCGACGAGAAAAGCCACGGUGCCGACGAAAAGUGGGUGCAAGAUGACUGUCAACCCGAGGGUGCAGAUAUUGCAACUGCGCGUUCUGGUACCUUCGAGGUACCCGACGAAUCGGAGGAAGGAGACGAAGACGAAAUCACGUACGACGAUGAGUUCGCGGCCGAAAAUGAAGAAACUCAAGAAGCAACCACGCAAGAAGCAUCUGAGACCUCACCUCAUGGCAAGCGUAGCCGGGAAGAGGAUGAGGAUGGUCUGCUUGAUGGGAGCGAUCAAGAGUCGAAGCGUUUGAAGGCCGCCUGAACUCACGUCUGGCGUAUAUAGAGUCCUCUCUCCCCAACUCUCUCUCCUUGUCCAUGAAGGAGGCAGUCGCCUGGCCGAUCAGCUCGAUCUCGGUCACUGCACCGCGGCUUGAAGUGAGGCCCUGAAGAAUCGUCACUUUUCGAAUGUAGUAGUUACAGCUCAGCGGAUAAAGGCUGCCGAUGCAGCACUCAGAUAUCGAGGACGGAGGGAAGUGGCGCUACCGCUUUCACCAGCUGGGCCAAAGUGCCCGUGCUUUCGUGCCGCAGAAGGUAUGCAUGUAAGUUGCCACAUCCUGAAGACUAACUUUCACAGCCGAUCGGACGCCAUUCUUUUCGUUUCGUUUCCAUUUUUCAAUUCAUGACUACUCAAAGUUCACUUACGCCUGUGUCUAGCAGAGGUUUGCAGCAUCUCUGCGGGCAGGUCUUUCGCUGCCAUGAAGGCUUUAUUCUGAAGCAUGGGCUUGGAGUAUGGGUAAAAAAAACACAACAGGACCAGAUGAUACCCUUGUGCGGCUGAGGAAACGCACACGCAGCUCAGCAGCUCAGCAUUCGGUUGGCGCUGCGUUCGAUUUUAUUUUUCUUUUUUUUUUUUCUUCUUUUCCCACCACGCUCGAAACAAAGCAGCGUGUCGAAUGUGACAUAAUCACGACGGAGAUGCUCAAGAUGCAAUCUCGUCGGCAGACAGACAAUGAAUGGUGCCAAUUCCAAAGCAGUG